AAUCUGUAUUUGACAUUUAAGUGUCAAUGAAGAAGAGGUAAAAUUGAUUUUUCACUCAAAACGUUGGGUGUAAAAAAAUGGUGUUGGGUGGAGGAAGAAAAUCCCCAAAUUCUUUAUACCAACCUGCCCAACAUGGCAACAUGUGAUCCAUUCAACCUCCUGAUGAAACGGUAAGCCUGAAAGAUUGACUUUUUCAGUUAAAUAGCCGAAUGUGUAGGUAGUACUUGUAACCAGUUUAACACAGGUCAACAAUUCACCUGCUAUAAAGCAAUUCCUUGGGGGGUUUAGUUUUUCAGCGUGCAAUUUUUAUCCCUAUUUGGAUUUUAUUUUAUACUGUUAUGUUAUCCAUGGCUUCUGCAUAUGUUGAGUACCGUUGCUUUGUUGGUGGGCUCGCUUGGGCCACAGACGAUCAUGCCUUGGAGAAAGCCUUCUCUCACUACGGCAACAUCGUUGAAUCGAAGAUUAUCAACGAUCGUGAGACCGGAAGGUCCAGGGGAUUUGGAUUUGUUACCUUCGCCUCGGAGAAUUCAAUGAAGGAUGCGAUCGAAGGGAUGAACGGUCAGAACCUUGACGGACGUAACAUAACUGUGAACGAAGCUCAGUCCCGCGGCAGCCGCGGUGGAUACGGUGGUCGUCGUGAAGGUGGAUAUAACCGUGGUGGUGGAGGCUAUGGAGGGGGUGGUUAUGGUGGUGACAGAGAUUGUGGUUACGGUGACGGUGGUUCACGCUACUCUCGUGGUGGCGAUGUCAAUGGAAGCCGGAGAAACUAGAGCUGGAUGAACAAGAUUAGGGUUUAUGAUUAAGUUCAGUAAUUUUAGGUGUUGUGUGGUUUGGGUGUCUGUCUUUCUAUCUCUUUGUGUACAAUCGAUUGAAUGAAAUGAUAAUCGGAGAAGUAUUAAACAGAUUUUCAUUUGUACGAUCUACGAUGGACGAAGAAAAUAUUCUGAUUGCAUUUUUAAUGGAGAAUGGCUAUUAGUUUACCUGUUUCGGUAAGCUGGAUAUGAAAAAA
Molecule: messenger RNA, 1009 nt
Organism: Glycine soja
Lineage: Eukaryota; Viridiplantae; Streptophyta; Magnoliopsida; Fabales; Fabaceae
Product: glycine-rich RNA-binding protein GRP1A-like
Exons: 2
Coding region: 339-770 (143 amino acids)
Molecular function (GO): RNA binding
Source: RefSeq, a predicted model, not a curated record